This is a messenger RNA of Cucurbita moschata (crookneck pumpkin), 1970 nucleotides long. RefSeq names its product protein CPR-5-like. The coding region runs from base 74 to 1807 and encodes 577 amino acids. The transcript is spliced from 5 exons. NCBI's taxonomy places the organism in Eukaryota, Viridiplantae, Streptophyta, Magnoliopsida, Cucurbitales, Cucurbitaceae. Gene Ontology annotation, biological process: defense response; trichome morphogenesis; leaf senescence. The record is from RefSeq and is a predicted model, not a curated record.
AAAGAAAAAAAAGAGCGCUCAAAUCAUACGUUCGUCUCCCCGCUGGCUUGGUAUCAACGAGAAUCCCCAGUCCAUGGUUACGGCGGCUCUUCAUUUGGCCAUGGACGAAGCCCCUAUCUGUGCACCCAGUUGCAUCGCUUCCGUUGACGAAACCACUGACAGCGACCGCGAAGAAGCUACGGCGGUUGAUUCGUAUCUGGAGAACUCUGGCCGGACUCUUUACGAUCAUCCGCCGUGUUUAAAUCGCAAAAGGAAGAAGAAGAAGAAGAAGAAGAAAAGGGUUAUUAUUGACAAUGUUCAAGAACUUCCUUCUUCGUCGUCUUCUUGUUCUUCGCCCGUGAGAUUGUUGCAGAAAGGUGUGAAUUGCAAACGCCGACGCCGCAAGAUUCUAAUUGCUCAAUCGCGGCGUGCCGAUGACGACUUUGAAAAUGUGGCGCUUUUACUGGGAAUGUCCUUCGCAGCUUUUGUUGCUCAGGUGCUCGAGAUGCAGGAAAGGUCUGGUGAAAGGAUGUCUGUUGGUCAUCUCUCAGUGAUUUGCACUUCGGCUAUCCGGGAAUCUUUGGUCAAUGUUUUUGGAGACAAGCUUGAUUGGUUUUUGAAGAAAUUUGAGAGAUCAUUUGAAAGCACGUUGAGAACUCUUAGAUCAAUCAGUGAAUUAUCUGCAAGAACAGGAGUGUGUUUCUCCAGCAAACGCAAGGAAGAAAAAAUCGAAGUAGAUUCGACCCUCGAUAGGAAAAGAGACGUGACAAGGAGCUCUCGUUUGGAAGAAUGUCGCCUGGAAGAGUCUUCUAGAACAAUUGCCCCUAUUGAUCAAUUAAGUUCAGUUGAAGUGAUAAAGGAAAGCAUUUCUGAUUCGUUGACUCAUGAGUUAGCUUUGUGUGAACUGAAAAGUGAUGUGACUUCUGUUGCCCCAAGGGCAGUUGGUUCCCAUCGCAAUGAGAUAGCGCUUGGCACGUUUGAAAAAUCCGUUGUCGAACAGGCUCGUUCCAAUGAUCUUAAGACAGUGGAGCUUGGCCUUGCAAUGAGGAAAUUAAGGUUGAAAGAAACACAAAUUGCCCUCAAUUGCGACUUAAACAAUCUUGAGAGAUCAAAAUUGGCAAUGGGUAUAUCAAAAGCCUGUUUUAAGGAAGAGAAGUUCAAGAAUCAGUUAGAAGACACAAGACACUCAGAGCUGCUUAGAAAGUGCAUAGACUGCCUCGUUGCUGGUUUGCUUAUAAUGUCGAUGGCCAUCUCGUACGGAGCAUACGUUUUUUCCUACCAAAAAAUUUCUGAAGCUACUGCUAUCUGUACACCUUCAACCAAGGAAUCAAAAUCUUGGUGGAUACCAAAUCCUAUGGCAUCUUUUAAUAAUGGACUGCAUAUGUUAAGUUGUCAAGUUCAAGUUGUGAGUCGAAUGGCGUUUGGCGUGAUUUUGAUUCUUGCAAUUGCCUACUUGCUUCUUCAACGCUCGUCGGCUUCAAACCAGGCAAUGCCAGUUACUUUCAUUGCCUUGCUGCUUGGUGUUGCCUGCGGUUUAGCUGGGAAGUUGUGCAUAGACACACUGGGAGGAAGCGGAUUGCAUUGGCUCAUGUACUGGGAGACCUUGUGCAUAUUGCAUUUAUUUGCAAAUAUUUUCACUUCUACACUGUUUAGGAUUCUACAUGGCCCGGUCAAGGUUUCUGAAGGGAAAAAUGGCAACACAAUCUUGCCAUACUGGAUCCGCCGUGCUGUAUUCUAUGCCCUUCUGCUUGUCUUUCUGCCAUUGUUGUGUGGGCUGCUACCAUUUGCAGGUGUUGGUGAAUGGAAAGAUCAUUUCUUCUUCUGGUAACUGCCGGAUGUGGCUGCCGGGCGUUGCUGCGUAGGAUUAUUUAUUUUGUAUUGGUUUUUGUAAGAGCCAUUUAAAAUGCUUUGGGAUAGUUUUGCAGUUAAAUUGCUAAUUGAUUGUUAUUAUUAUUUAUGUAUGAAUGAGUAAUACUUGAAUAGAUCUUGUA